This is a messenger RNA of Ectocarpus sp. CCAP 1310/34, 810 nucleotides long. The record is from the annotation of a GenBank genome assembly. NCBI's taxonomy places the organism in Eukaryota, Phaeophyceae, Ectocarpales, Ectocarpaceae.
AUGGCCAGCCUUCGCCUCGCGAGGGCCGGUGCGAUCAACCAGGGGGUGUUCUUGUCCGGGUCUCUGACUAACGACGGGCACGCUCGGGUAGAUGCCUUCGUCGACCGCUGGCACUGCAGGCGUUCGGCGGAAAGAUCGGGGCUUAUCCUCGCGGCGGUACUUGAACAUCUAGCCAGGAGCGUAAGGACUCGACUCCUCGCCGGCUACCUCGACCGCUGGAGGAGAACCCGCGCCCCGCUGCCCCGCACGCUCCUCCGGCCCAAGACCUUCCUCCUCCUCGACAUGCGCCGUCGAGACAACCUGCACAAGGCCCUGACGGCGUGGGGCCUGCUGACCCGUCAGCUGCAUGCUGACCGAGCCCUGACGAGGCGGAAAGGUGCUCGCGUCGCCCGCCAGCUGAGGCGGGGGGACGCGAAGUUGAGGGCGGCCGGCUUUUCUAGGUGGAUCGAAGCUACUCGGGCACGGAGGGAUGAAGAGAGUCGGCGGGUUGGGUGCUUCGAGCGGUGGAAGCUCUUCGUGCUCCUUUGCCAGCACAAUUCAAGCUGGGGGGUCGAGCGCGCUAUGCGCGUUCUCCGCCGCGCGUGGCUGCAGCACUUGGCUUUUCACCGCCUCUCGGCCUGGCACGCUGAGCGGGUGGCGGCGCGGGCGUUGCGCGACGUCCUGACCACGACCCUGUUGAGGGGCGCCUGGGUGGCGUGGCGGUGCACGGUUGCGCGCGACAACCGAAGCAUGAUGGCUCGACAAGCGUGGUGCGUGAUUGAGGCACCCAUUUACUGUUCGUAUUUCGUAUAUAACCUAGUAGCAUUGUGA